Messenger RNA from Rodentolepis nana, 2331 nucleotides. The record is from the annotation of a GenBank genome assembly. NCBI's taxonomy places the organism in Eukaryota, Metazoa, Platyhelminthes, Cestoda, Cyclophyllidea, Hymenolepididae.
AUGCCUCAGAAAUCGUUAUUAUCUAGUCCUCCUUCAUCACACAACAAAGAGAAUAGAAAGCGAAGAGUGUUCUUAGAGACUCCCCAAAAAUCUCUAACUUCUAAAGUUGGUGAAUCAGUGUCAGGUCCUUUUCCGCAAUUGUCGCAAGAUUCAAGUAAUAAUGAGAGUGUUCUUUCCACCAAAGAUGAAGCUGUGUCUUCCGGUGAUGAAAGUCAGUCACCUGAACCAAAUGAACCGACUCAUAAAAAAGUUGUAACGGAACCAUCUCCCCCUCCCGUUAAGAAGCGCAAAACGCUGCAAUCGGUCAAAACUAAAUCUGAGUCAUCGGUUUCAAAAGAACCUCCCUCGGUUCAUAUAUCUUCUGUUUCAGAAAAUCCUUCAAAAGGUCGUGACGUCAGCCACUCUAAAAUUGAUGAUUUUGAUCCUUCCAAGGACUCUUAUGACCCUAUUAAAGAUUCUUGUUGGGGUUUAAAUGAACCAGUACCUUAUAUAGCAUUCGCUAAGACUCUUGAGCGUGUCGAGGGCAUAUCUAGUCGGCUAAAGAUCAUCGAAGUUCUAGCAAAUUUCUAUCGAUCUGUUGGUGUCCUUUCACCGAAAGAGCUCCCAAAUUGUAUCAACUUGUCAAUUAAUCGAUUGGGUCCAUCUUAUGAAGGAUUAGAAUUGGGAAUUGGGGAGAGUCUUCUUAUUAAGGCCCUCACCUUGACAACCGGAGCGAGUAAUGAUCGGAUCAAGUCGGAGUUGAACCGACUGGGUGAUUUGGGUGCGGUGGCUGAAUCAGUGAGAUCUCGCCAGCAGACUAUGUUCAAGCCGAAAUCUUUGACUCUUCAAGUGGUUUAUGACAGGUUGAAGGAAAUUUCUCUCAUGGUUGGCAAUGCGUCCCAAACGAAGAAGGUGAAGUUGAUCCAGACUCUUCUCGUUGCCUGCCGUGAAUGCGAGGCCAAAUAUCUCAUUCGUAGUCUUCAGGGCAAGCUGCGUAUUGGGCUUGCCGAACAAUCUGUCCUAGCUGCUCUUGGCCAAGCUGUCGCCAUGACGCCCUUCCACUCUGUUCGAGUAAGUAAUAAUGACCGAUGUAUGAUUAGCCAGUUGCUAACAUUCCUUCUCUAUCGACUACUUGGAGCAACUAGAUAUGUGACAAAUUCACUCUUCAAAAUAAAUAAUAAGGCACGAUUUCCUUCUAAACACUCCUCUUCUCCUUUUCCUUUUCAGAUACAUCUAUUGCCUGACGGUAGCGUCCGUGUCUACUCGCGAAAUCAGGAAGACAAUACCUCAAAGUAUCCGGACAUUGUAAAUAGCCUUGUCGCCUGUGUUGUUGAGGCUGCCACUCUCUCUUCUGAUGCCCGAAAACUUCUACUCUCAAUUGCAGACGAAGAUGCAAAGCUUCCAAUGAAGGGUGAGGGGGAAGAGAAUGAACCUGUCACUUCUUUCAUAAUUGACUCAGAAGCUGUCGCUUGGGAUGUCGAUGCUCAACAAAUCUUGCCUUUUCAAGUUCUCAGUACUCGAAAGAGAAAGGACGUUCAAGAAGAGGACGUGAAGGUUCGUGUUUGCAUCUUCGCUUUUGAUCUACUCUUCCUCAAUGGCGUCUCACUGACAGAACAACCAUUGAGGAAGCGACGUGAAUUGCUCUGGAUGGUCUUUCCGACUCUCCCCGGUAGAUUCGUGUUUGCCACGUCCAUGGACAGCUCAGAUACGGAUGAAAUAUCGCGUUUUAUGAGUGAAUCGGUCAAAGGCAAUUGUGAAGGUCUUAUGGUUAAAACUCUCGACAAGGGAGCAACAUAUGAGAUUGCUAAACGUUCAAGAAAUUGGCUCAAGCUCAAAAAGGAUUAUCUUGAGGGAGUUGGCGACACUCUUGAUCUCGUUGUAAUUGGUGGUUUCCAUGGCACUGGGAAACGAACUGGUCGAUAUGGUGGCUUUCUUCUCGCCUGUUAUAACCCUGAUGAUGAAGAGUAUCAGACAAUUUGCAAAGUCGGUACAGGUUUGAAAGACGAGGACCUGGCGAAUUUGUCCGACUUCUUGAAGGAUCACAUUAUCCCCUCAGCAAAGACCUACUAUCAGUACGAUAAGAGUCUCCAGCCCGAUCACUGGUUUGAACCCGUGCAGGUGUGGGAGGUGAAGGCCGCUGACAUCAGUAUUUCACCUGCACAUAAAGCUGCUGCUGGAAUGGCCGAUCCAGAGAAGGGCCUUUCUUUGCGUUUCCCGCGAUUCCUUCGUGUGCGUGAGGAUAAGAAGCCCGAAGAUGCCACCACAACUACUCAGGUUUAUGAAAUGUACUGCAAUCAGGAGCAGGUCAAGAAUGCUGACAAACAGCCGGCUGAUGAGGAGGACUUUUACUGA